Molecule: messenger RNA, 7876 nt
Organism: Oncorhynchus mykiss (rainbow trout)
Lineage: Eukaryota; Metazoa; Chordata; Actinopteri; Salmoniformes; Salmonidae
Source: RefSeq, a predicted model, not a curated record
GAAGGAUGGGGUUGCACGAGAGACGACCGCUGUCCACUGCACUUUGGUGCUGAACGCGAGAUCGCUGUAUUCCGAUUCAGUCGCUGUCAAUUACAAUUAUUCUUAAACUGAAUCUCCAAUCGCAUCUGUUUUCGUGUUGUUUGCGCAGUCCUACUUUCACACCAUUGUUUUUUUUUUGCUGACAGCUGUGACAAAGUCGACACACGGUUUGUCGACGUAAAGAAUGGACUUGGAAGAUAGCGACCAGGAGAAAGGGAUGGAAGAGGAGGUGGAGGUGGAGGCAGAGAAACCAGACGCUCAACUAAAGGAAGAGAAGAAGGUCAUGUCUGGCAAGGCCCCCAAAAAAUCAGCAGACCAAGGCACUGAAGAAGUGGCAUUCUGUUCACCCCGAGCUCACUAUCCAGAUAAAUACCAAAACAGAGCGGCCGUAAUUCAACUCUUACAUGAGGAAUUACGCAAGAGUCAACUUUACCCCUCAGGAAUGGAAGAGGACGCCUGCUUCCCAAUCCUCAUCAAUUUCAUGAGGAAUCUCACUGAUAGGCAGUGGAAGGUGAUUCAGGAGGGCAUGAGAAAUCCUACAACCAAAGUACAACUUGCCAAAAUGUGUAGGAAGAUAGCGAAAACGGUUUCCCACAUUGCAGUAGAGAUCCUCAUCCCGACCCUUGCACAAAUAUUAGAGCUGGAUUCCGCUGGAGAAGCUAGUUCCUCUCCCUCGCUGACUGGAUCAGAGUGCGCCAACAUUGGAAGCAUCCAGGAACAUGUGGUGAAAUUGAAUGAAGAUGGUCUACCUAAGAGGCCUGGCAGUGGCAGACAUUAUUACAGCUCCCACACACCCACUCCACGUUCUUCCACAAGUUCCCAGACGUCGUUGCAGAGGGCACAUCGAGUAGACGUUCGACUGACAGAUCCUCUGAAUGCCCUCUUUGGGAUCACAGAGGCCACAAUUCUCCAAACGCUGGGUGAUCAAUCCUGCUCACCUGGAUUGACCAGAUCUUUGGUCAGAGAUGUCGUGAGUCAGGUGAACUCUGACAUCUCACUGAUCAUCUCCUGUUCCAGCUCAGGUAAAUCAAGACCAGUGUUGUGUGACACUGGCAGGCGAUAUGCCAUGCAGGCCGCCCAGAAGCUGGUGUCUGUUAUCUGUGCCAAGUUGCGGAGGUUUGGAAUCACUGGACAGGCUGCGCCUCAAGCCAAAACCAAUCCAUCUAAGGAGAAUGUGGACAUUGAGGCUUCUCUUGCACCAUUGACAGGAGAGGUCAUGGCUGUUAUGGUCAACUCCAGAGAAUGCCAGGGAGGAGAGCAAGGAACAAUGGAUGUGCUUCGAGAAAUAACACACAAAGUAAAUGUUUUGGCUUCAAGGGAUAGUGUUGGUGGUCUUCUGGAAGACUCCCUAGCAGAGGAAAAAAAUCUGAAAGAGACUGUAUCCUCUGGCAGCUUGGUGAGUCCAAACAUCCUCAUACUUUCACCUUCUGAGAAAAAGCUUGGAUCUCCUGUAAUGACAACCAUAGAGAAAUUCUCCAGUGGUGAAUUGAAGUCAGAAGCCACUAACGCUAUUAGCGAAGUGCUCAUUAGGUCUAGCAGAAGUCUAUCUGCACAAAUGUCUGCUUGCACACCUGAGCAUUCAUGUAAUCUGGCCAGUGAAAGGAAUCUGCCAGCUAUGCCAGAACUUUUAACAACUACAAUUAAUGUAGGUUCUGAAGCCUCUGAAAUUAUGGAUUCCUUUCUGAGCGAUAUGACAUGUAUCGCACAAUCAGAUUUCACAAAAAUGAAAGCUCUACCAGCGGCCCUUAACCUUUCUAAAAGGUUGCAGAAUACGCUGAGGGGAUUUUACUCUCGACUUUUGGCCCCUAACAGCUCAGAACGAGACAAAGAGGAGAAUCUAGAGCAAGCUAAAAACAUUUCUGCUCCUACUUUGAUCCAAAAGUUAUUUGGAUCCAACAAGAAUGAGCGUAUGCUUCCAGGGAUCAUAUCACCAGGAGAAGUGGCUCUUCAUAGACAUCAGAGCGAAAGCUCCAGACCUAUGGCUCUUAGCCCUCAGAUCAUUCAGUUUCACCUCGACUCUACCACUAAGGAGGUUGUGAGCACAAUUGUGUCAUGUUACAAGCCAGAAGUUCCUGAGGAAGAAUUGACAUAUUCACAUGAAAAGAUGUCAUCGGAUACGUCCCUUUUGGCUACUGAGUUUGUGGACCAUGUCAUAGCUUGGUUAAAGGUCAUCUCUGCCGCAAGUUCUGCAACUUCUUCAUCAGAGAGUUUGUGCGUUUCUCCAAAUGCAUUAAUUUGCGAACUCUCCAGUGAAACGUUUCAGACACAGGCUGUGAAACGAGUGAAACAAGUCCUAAUUGAAUCUGUCAGGUGCUUUUCCAACUCAGGAAGUUCCAGCAUAUCAGAGUCCCACACUAGUCUGGUCAGUCAAUCAGAUUUUGGCAUUCAACAGGAUUCCUCCUCAACUUCCUUUAUGAGCAUGGACUCAUCCUCUUUUGGGGUUGUUGCAGCCGUUGUGAAAGACAUGAAGAGCCUGUUGCAGACCACCGAAUCAACUGAUAGUCUACAGCCAACUGAUUCUGCCCUUCUACAUGGCACCACAAGUUAUUCUGAGACAUCAAGCAAGAGCUGGCAAAGUGGUGUUGCCAUUUCUGACUUUAAACUUUGGUCUACAGCACAGACUAUUUAUAGGCACCUGCGGAACAACCUGAGAGAGUUUUUCAUCCGGCAUCAUCAACCAGAUGUAAAAACCACAGAUGCUAUCAUAAUGCAAGCCAAAAAAAGCAGCAGUCAAAUCUUGCUUGCCAUCCAAGAGGAAAUGACCAGAUCGGAGGAAUUGAUGACCUCACGGGAGCUGGUGCAACUCCAUGGCAUUGUGGGAAUGAUGCUGGAGGGUGUGGAGACAAUUUGCAGUGAGGAUGAUACAGAGCAAGAGUGGCAAGAGCUUCAAAGGCCUUCAACUUCUUUAUCUACUGCUUCAAAAGGCUCAAGGUCUCAGAGAUUGAGCAAUACUCACACUCUCCCAGGAACUCCAAUGUCAACUGAGUUACUGGACAGUAGCUUCCCUGUCAUUAGAAGCACAUGUAUUGAUGCAAGCGAUGAUAUUGCAUCCGGGGCCUCAUUGAGUGACCUAGGAAAAACCCUGAAUGGUGUGGUGAGCUUCAUCAUUGAACAUCUUGAUCCUGAAGUGAUGCAGCAGAUCACUUCUCCAGACUCUAAUCUAACAUCACUAGAAGAACUUAUCUCAAAGGAGAAGAUUCACUCAUUGUGCCAUGACCUUGUUGCUCAACUUGAGAGCCUCAUUCGGGAGCAGAACAGCAUCCCACUAAUCAAAUCGGUGGCAGUCGCUAAGUGUGUCUCUGACACAGUUUUGCUUAACCUAGCAAGGAGGGAAAACCAAGUGGGGAAACCGUUCUCCUCCAAACUCAUCUACAUGUUCGCUGAGGAGUUAGUGAAGCAAUUGCUGCUUCCUUUGAUCUUGCCUCCCUCAUUGUGGGAAAUGGAUCAGGAAGCUUCCCUUUACGAUGUUCCGUCGAGCUCAUCUAGUCACCGCAGCUCAAGUUCCACUACUUCUCUAGUGACUGUACUUGAUGGUAGUAGCUCUCUGGUGUCUGCUAGUUCUUCGCAGGUUUACGAUGACACAGUGAAUCUGUUCACAAGCGCGAUAUGUCACCAAGUGAUGGACAACAUUUCUGGAGCCUCUAGUCACACAGUGGAGGACAACAUCCAUGACAGAGAGGCAUCCAUCAUUGCUACUGGGUCUGUGGAGCAGGCCCAGAGUGAUUCCAGUUCUCCUCGGGCUGUGAAACAAGGCAAAUGGAGGUUCAGAUUCCUCCCAAAGUUUUCCAAGUUCAGACUCAACCUCAAGGACUUGGAAGAUAGCCACCAGGAGAAAGGGAUGGAAGAGGAGGUGGAGGCAGAGAUACCAGACGCUCAACUAAAGGAAGAGAAGAAGGUUAUGUGUGGCAAGGCCCCCAAAAAAUCAGCAGACCAAGGCACUGAAGAAGGUUCCUCAGUGGCAUUCUGUUCACCCCGAGCUCACUAUCCAGAUAAAUACCGAAACAGAGCGGCCGUAAUUCAACUCUUACAUGAGGAAUUACGCAAGAGUCAACUUUACCCCUCAGUAAUGGAAGAGGACGCCUGCUUCCCAAUCCUCAUCAAUUUCAUGAGGAAUCUCACUGAUAGGCAGUGGAAGGUGAUUCAGGAGGGCAUGAGAAAUCCUACAACCAAAGUACAACUUGCCAAAAUGUGUAGGAAGAUAGCGAAAACGGUUUCCCACAUUGCGGUAGAGAUCCUCAUCCCGACCCUUGCACAAAUAUUAGAGCUGGAUUCCGCUGGAGAAGCUAGUUCCUCUCCCUCGCUGACUGGAUCAGAGUGCGCCAACAUUGCAAGCAUCCAGGAACAUGUGGUGAAAUUGAAUGAAGAUGGUCUACCUAAGAGGCCUGGCAGUGGCAGACAUUAUUACAGCUCCCACACACCCACUCCACGUUCUUCCACAAGUUCCCAGACGUCGUUGCAGAGGGCACAUCGAGUAGACGUUCGACUGACAGAUCCUCUGAAUGCCCUCUUUGGGAUCACAGAGGCCACAAUUCUCCAAACGCUGGGUGAUCAAUCCUGCUCUUCUGGCUCACCUGGAUUGACCAGAUCUUUGGUCAGAGAUGUUGUGAGUCAGGUGAACUCUGACAUCUCACUGAUCAUCUCCUGUUCCAGCUCAGGUAAAUCAAGACCAGUGUUGUGUGACACUGGCAGGCGAUAUGCCAUGCAGGCCGCCCAGAAGCUGGUGUCUGUUAUCUGUGCCAAGUUGCGGAGGUUUGGAAUCACUGGACAGGCUGCGCCUCAAGCCAAAACCAAUCCAUCUAAGGAGAAUGUGGACAUUGAGGCUUCUCUUGCACCAUUGACAGGAGAGGUCAUGGCUGUUAUGGUCAACUCCAGAGAAUGCCAGGGAGGAGAGCAAGGAACAAUGGAUGUGCUUCGAGAAAUAACACACAAAGUAAAUGUUUUGGCUUCAAGGGAUAGUGUUGGUGGUCUUCUGGAAGACUCCCUAGCAGAGAAAAACAAUCUGAAAGAGACUGUGUCCUCUGGCAGCUUGGUGAGUCCAAACAUCCUCAUACUUUCACCUUAUGAGAAAAAGCUUGGAUCUCCUGUAAUGACAACCAUUGAGAAAUUCUCCAGUGGUGAAUUGAAGUCAGAAGCCACUAACGCUAUUAGCGAAGUGCUCAUUAGGUCUAGCAGAAGUCUAUCUGCACAAAUGUCUGCUUGCACACCUGAGCAUUCAUGUAAUCUGGCCAGUGAAAGGAAUCUGCCAGCUAUGCCAGAACUUUUAACAACUACAAUUAAUGUAGGUUCUGAAGCCUCUGAAAUUAUGGAUUCCUUUCUGAGCGAUAUGACAUGUAUCGCACAAUCAGAUUUCACAAAAAUGAAAGCUCUACCCGCGGCCCUUAACCUUUCUAAAAGGUUGCAGAAUACGCUGAGGGGAUUUUACUCUCGACUUUUGGCCCCUAACAGCUCAGAACGAGACAAAGAGGAGAAUCUAGAGCAAGCUAAAAACAUUUCUGCUCCUACUUUGAACCAAAAGUUAUUUGGAUCCAACAAGAGUGAGCGUAUGCUUCCAGGGAUCAUAUCACCAGGAGAAGUGGCUCUUCAUAGACAUCAGAGCGAAAGCUCCAGACUUAUGGCUCUUAGCCCUCAGAUCAUUCAGCUUCACCUCGACUCUACCACUAAGGAGGUUGUGAGCACAAUUGUGUCAUGUUACAAGCCAGAAGUUCCUGAGGAAGAAUUGACAUAUUCACAUGAAAAGAUGUCAUCGGAUACGUCCCUUUUGGCUACUGAGUUUGUGGACCAUGUCAUAGCUUGGUUAAAGGUCAUCUCUGCCGCAAGUUCUGCAACUUCUUCAUCAGAGAGUUUGUGCGUUUCUCCAAAUGCAUUAAUUUGCGAACUCUCCAGUGAAACGUUUCAGACACAGGCUGUGAAACGAGUGAAACAAGUCCUAAUUGAAUCUGUCAGGUGCUUUUCCAACUCAGGAAGUUCCAGCAUAUCAGAGUCCCACACUAGUCGGGUCAGUCAAUCAGAUUUUGGCAUUCAACAGGAUUCCUCCUCAACUUCCUUUAUGAGCAUGGACUCAUCCUCUUUUGGGGUUGUUGCAGCCGUUGUGAAAGACAUGAAGAGCCUGUUGCAGACCACCGAAUCAACUGAUAGUCUACAGCCAACUGAUUCUGCCCUUCUACAUGGUACCACAAGUUAUUCUGAGACAUCAAGCAAGAGCUGGCAAAGUGGUGUUGCCAUUUCUGACUUUAAACUUUGGUCUACAGCACAGACUAUUUAUAGGCACCUGCGGAACAACCUGAGAGAGUUUUUCAUCCGGCAUCAUCAACCAGAUGUAAAAACCACAGAUGCUAUCAUAAUGCAAGCCAAAAAAAGCAGCAGUCAAAUCUUGCUUGCCAUCCAAGAGGAAAUGACCAGAUCGGAGGAAUUGAUGACCUCACGGGAGCUGGUGCAACUCCAUGGCAUUGUGGGAAUGAUGCUGGAGGGUGUGGAGACAGUUUGCAGUGAGGAUGAUACAGAGCAAGAGUGGCAAGAGCUUCAAAGGCCUUCAACUUCUUUAUCUACUGCUUCAAAAGGCUCAAGGUCUCAGAGAUUGAACAAUACUCACACUCUCCCAGGAACUCCAAUGUCAACUGAGUUACUGGACAGUAGCUUCCCUGUCAUUAGAAGCACAUGUAUUGAUGCAAGAGAUGAUAUUGCAUCCGGGGCCUCAUUGAGUGACCUAGGAAAAACCCUGAAUGGUGUGGUGAGCUUCAUCAUUGAACAUCUUGAUCCUGAAGUGAUGCAGCAGAUCACUUCUCCAGACUCUGAUCUAACAUCACUAGAAGAACUUAUCUCAAAGGAGAAGAUUCACUCAUUGUGCCAUGACCUUGUUGCUCAACUUGAGAGCCUCAUUCGGGAGCAGAACAGCAUCCCACUAAUCAAAUCGGUGGCAGUCGCUAAGUGUGUCUCUGACACAGUUUUGCUUAACCUAGCAAGGAGGGAAAACCAAGUGGGGAAACCGUUCUCCUCCAAACUCAUCUACAUGUUCGCUGAGGAGUUAGUGAAGCAAUUGCUGCUUCCUUUGAUCUUGCCUCCUUCAUUGUGGGGCUUGGAUCAGGAAGCCUCCCUUUACGAUGUUCCGUCGAGCACAUCUAGUCACCGUAGCUCAAGUUCCACUACUUCUCUAGUGACUGUACUUGAUGGUAGUAGCUCUCUGGUGUCUGCUAGUUCUUCGCAGGUUUACGAUGACACAGUGAAUCUGUUCACAAGCGCGAUAUGUCACCAAGUGAUGGACAACAUUUCUGGAGCCUCUAGUCACACAGUGGAGGACAACAUCCAUGACAGAGAGGCAUCCAUCAUUGCUACUGGGUCUGUGGAGCAGGCCCAGAGUGAUUCCAGUUCUCCUCGGGCUGUGAAACAAGGCAAAUGGAGGUUCAGAUUCCUCCCAAAGUUUUCCAAGUUCAGACUCAACCUCAAGUGCUUCAGGCGGCGCAACAAAAAGCAGGUACAGCCCUCAGAGGAAGCCCAGGACCAGAUUAAGGUUCCCCAGGAAGAGGACCAUUGCAUAUUACCCAACACAGUGCCAAAGGCUGUCAUGGCUCCACUUCCAGAGAGUUGUCUCUCCACUUCUCAACCCAAGGAGAAGAAACACAAACCCUCCAUCUUUGUCAGGAUGUUCUCGGCCAUCAACAAAUGCUUUUGGAACACCUUAAAAUGUCAAUCUAACAAAUAACAACACUUUUAUUAAUAAAAUAAAGAUUUACUGCAUUCAAUUAAUUUCCUUGUUAUCUUUUCAUGUCGUUUUUCACAAAAAAGACACUGUAAAAUUAAAUGUAACUCACUUGGUUAAAUGUAUUUCAAAACAGAGUAUUCA